AUGAAAGCUAUUAAGAGAACAUUUGCUCACUGCAAAGAAGAAAACCGACCUGCCUUUGUGACUUUUGUCACAGCUGGAUUUCCUACAGUUGAAGAGGCUGUAGAUAUUAUAUUGGGAUUGGAGGCUGGGCGUGCAGGUAUGCAAUACAUGAUUUACCGUUCCACGGAUCCCUUUGCGGAUGGACCUACUAUUCAGAAUGCAAAUACCGUAUCGCUUGCAUAUAAUGUCACUAUAGAGUCAACCCUAGGGAUGAUAAAAGAAGCUCGGAAAAGAGGUCUCCGAGCACCGCUGCUAUUAAUGGGUUAUUACAACCCACUAUUGAGCUAUGGCGAGGAGCGAUUGUUGAAUGAUUGUCGUGUGGCUGGUGUAAAUGGGUUCAUCGUGGGGGAUCCUCCUCCACACGAGGCUGUAAGAUUCAGGAGUUUCUGUGCGAAGAGCGGUCAAGAAUUGCUCUGCAAACUCGCCGACUCGUUGGUCUACGUUGUAUCGCGUAUGGGCGUCACGGGUGCAACAGGUACGCUGAAUGCCGGUCUACCACAGCUAUUGAAACGAAUCAAGCAAGCAGUUGGGUUCGGUCUCAGCACAAGAGAUCACUUCUUAGGUGUGGCUAGCACAGCAGAUGGUGUUGUCAUCGGCAGCCAAAUCUUCACAACUUUGGCCGUGGCCGCUUCUGGAGAGCGGGUUAAAGCUGCCGAGGAAUACUGCGCUAGGGUAUGUGGAAGGAGAAAUUUGAAAGGGCGUCGAAUGACUCAAAAAGUGGCGUCGAAUGGAGCUCAAGAGCCAAAUGGUGAUGUGCAAGUGAAUGGUAAUGGUACCAUCUAUACAAAUGGCAACCACUCAGGACCUCUUGAUCAGAAAGAGGCGAUGAAUUCCGAGGUUGGAGAUCCAGAACUCUUUCCUGCACGCUUCGGUGAAUUUGGGGGUUCGUAUUCCCCAGAAUCACUAAUGGGAUGCCUUUCAGAAUUGGAGGCAGGUUUUGAAAACAUUCGGAACGACCCCGAGUCUUGGGCGGAGCCGGGCCAUCUCCAUGUCGCGGACCGUCUUACUGAACAUGCUGGCGGAGCCACUAUUUGGUUGAAGCGUGAGGAAUUGAACCAUACGGGAAGUCAUAAUAUAAACAGGGCUCUGGGACAGAUUCUUCUGGCUCGUUACCAGGGUAGGCCUGAAAUCAUUGCUCAGACCGGUGCUGGCAUGCAUGGUGUAGCGACUGCCACAGUCUGUGCUAAAUUUAGCAUGAAGUGCACAAUCUUCAUGGGAGCAGACGAUGUUAGGAGACAGGCAGUGAACGUGUUCAGGAUCAAAUUACUCGGUGCUGCGGUCAUUCCUGUCGAGGCAGGCUCAAAAACUCUCAGAGACGCCGUAAAUGAGAGUUUUCGAGUUUGGAUUACGAAGGUGCACGCCGCGUGUCACAUUAUCGGUUCAGCAAUUGGGCCACACCCCUUUCCCACGAUCGUGCGCACUUUCCAGACUGUCAUUGGGGAGGAGACGAAGGCACAAUAUGCUGGACAACGAAAUAAACUACCGGGCGCGGUUGCUGCCUGCAUCGGUGGGGGCAGUAACUGUUUAGGGAUGUUUUACCCGUUUAUUAAUGAUCCAAGUGUGCAGCUUCUGGGAGUCGAAGCCGGGGGUGACGGCCUUGAGACGAAGAGGCAUGCCGCUACCCUAAGUGGCGGCACUAAGGGGGUCUUGCACGGCAGCAGGACAUAUGUGUUGCAGGAUGAGCAUGGACAGAUACAAGAUACCCAUUCCACCUCAGCUCGUCUGGACUAUGCCGGGGUUGGGCGAGUAGAUCUGAGCUGGCCAGAGCUGACUUCUGGAAAAGACUCGGGACGCGCAGAAUUUGUUGCCGUUACCGAUGCUCAAGCUCUCGAGGGGUUCAAGCUGCUCAGUGAGCUGGAGGGGAUCAGUCCUGCUCUAGAAACUGCUCAUGGAAUCUGGGGCGCUGUUGAGCAGGCCAAGACAAUGAAGAAAGGCCAAGAUGUUGUUAUCUGUGUUAGUGGAAGAGGUGACAAAGAUGUGGAAAAUGUGGCGGAGGAACUGCCUAGACAUGGACCAAAAAUUGGGUGGGAUUUGAGGUUCUGA
Molecule: messenger RNA, 2082 nt
Organism: Aspergillus novofumigatus IBT 16806
Lineage: Eukaryota; Fungi; Ascomycota; Eurotiomycetes; Eurotiales; Aspergillaceae
Product: tryptophan synthase
Exons: 10
Coding region: 1-2082 (693 amino acids)
Biological process (GO): L-tryptophan biosynthetic process
Cellular component (GO): cytoplasm
Molecular function (GO): tryptophan synthase activity
Source: RefSeq, a predicted model, not a curated record